Eptesicus fuscus (big brown bat) is the source of this 2344-nucleotide messenger RNA. RefSeq names its product family with sequence similarity 133 member B (gene FAM133B). The transcript has 11 exons. Bases 110 to 853 code for a protein of 247 amino acids. The record is from RefSeq and is a predicted model, not a curated record. Lineage: Eukaryota; Metazoa; Chordata; Mammalia; Chiroptera; Vespertilionidae.
CUCUCUGGGCGGGGUGGGGCCGUCGCCAGAAGGUCUGGUGAGCGCCCGCUUCGGCCGCUCCACUGGCCCGGUCUCUCUCGGCGUCUGGCUGCGCGCUCAGUCCAGCACCAUGGGGAAGCGGGACAACCGGGUGGCCUAUAUGAACCCAAUAGCAAUGGCCAGAUCAAGGGGUCCAGUCCAGUCUUCAGGGCCUACAAUCCAAGAUUAUCUGAAUCGACCAAGGCCUACCUGGGAAGAAGUGAAAGAACAGCUAGAAAAGAAAAAGAAAGGCUCCAAGGCAUUGGCUGAAUUUGAAGAAAAAAUGAAUGAGAACUGGAAGAAAGAACUAGAAAAACACAGGGAGAAAUUAUUAAGUGGAAGUGAGAGCUCAUCCAAAAAAAGACAGAGAAAGAAAAAAGAAAAGAAGAAAUCUGGUAGGUAUUCAUCUUCUUCUUCAUCAAGCUCUGAUUCUUCCAGCAGUUCUUCAGAUUCUGAAGAUGAGGAUAAGAAACAAGGAAAAAGGAAAAAGAAAAAGAAGAACCGUUCACAUAAAUCUUCUGAAAGCUCCAUGUCAGAGACUGAAUCAGACAGUAAGGAUAGUUUAAAAAAGAAAAAGAAGUCAAAGGAUGCAAGUGAGAAAGAAAAGGACAUUAAGGGGCUCAGCAAAAAGAGAAAGAUGUAUCCUGAAGAUAAACCUUUAUCAUCUGAGUCUUUGUCAGAGUCAGAUUAUAUUGAGGAGGUACGGGCAAAAAAGAAGAAAAGCAGUGAAGACAGAGAAAAAGCAACAGAAAAGACAAAAAAGAAAAAGAAGCAUAAGAAACACAGUAAGAAAAAGAAAAAGAAGGCUGCUAGUUCAAGUCCUGACUCACCGUGAAAGGCAAAAUCAGGAUUCCCUUAUAAAGAAAGUGCAAUGUCUGAGGAGAUCUCAACUGUGAAAAUAAUGACAUAUUUACUAAAAUGCAUGACCUUUGUUGUUUCUAGAAUUAUUCCUGGAUUGUUCAGUAGCCACUCAGAUGCCGCUGUGUGAAAGGGCUAUAAGAGUUGCCUGCUCCUUGAACAUCUGUCUUCAUUCUCUUCCAUUGCUUAAUAACUCUGGGAGAUAAUACACUGCAGUUGUACUAGUGGUUGAUACUUGGGAAUAAAGUUAAUAUUUUUGACUAGAAUUAUCUAAUGAUAAAUGAACAGAAAUUGAGUCUGGAUACAUCAUUAAGGUGUAAACAGAAAUGAUCAGAUGACUCUAGUUAAUGUUUUUGAAGUAGGGAUUACAUUGAUAUUUUAAAAUCCUUACUCUGUAGAUAAGUGUAUUUUAAUUUUUUCCCCCUGUAUACUUUUAUUUACUUGGGGAAGGAGCUUUUAAGGGUGGAGAUGGUUUGCUAUUUCUUUAGCUAGCAGAAUAGCGUGCCUUUUGUCCUCACACAUCCUAUUUUUGCGGACACAGUAGCCAUGCUUCAUGAGGAGGUCAGAGCUGGGUAUGGCAGUCUUGCGCUUUAUUGAGCUUAGUAACAUCCUUGGUCUCUCAUGCUGCUUUGAGUGAAUCAGAGAAGCAGCCUUUUGCAGCACGAGAAAGCCCCAGAAGCUCUGGAAUUUACCUCCACUUCAAUAAUACUGAAUGAUUUUUUAGCAUUAGAAUGUGUUGUAACAUUUGGAUUAAUUUUGACUACACUUUGGCUUUGGGAAGGAGUCAUUUCCAAUAGACACUGGUACUUUUUGAACUUGAUAGCUAAAGAUUCUAAAAUGCAUGUUUUAUACUGUUAAGUUUUAACCAGUCAGGAAUAUUUUAUGUAACCAGUGAUAGCUAUUUUUUGUAUGAAUUUUGUUUAGGCUGUAAUGUUUAGCUUUUAUUAACUUUUUAUUCUUGCUAUCUUAAAUUCCUUACUGCAUUUAAUGGCGUUCUUGCCAAAAUAUUUAGCAUGUGAAAAGCAGAGUUUAGAUUUGGUUUGGUUGGUUUUGUUUGUAACAGCUUCAUAUUGAAGCUGAGACUUACCAUACACAAGUUGAGUGGCAGGCCUGGUAUGCUGUGUCUUGUUACAUAAAGCUCUUGCCAGAAUCUUAGUAAAUAUAAUGUUUUAAAAGUUUGUCUUUGUAUAUUCAUAAAAAACAUGACAAGUUAAACUUAAGUGAGAAUUACAUUAUUGCUCUUUCUGUGUCAUUUUACUAAGAUUUUGUGCCUCGUAUCUCCUGCUGUGAAUUGUUUACUAGUUAUGUUAAAAGGAACUAAGUCAUUUUCACUUUACAUUUUUAUAUAAUCGGGUAAUAUGAAAUAUAAUUUGAUGUAUAACUUUGCCUGUGUGCUAAUUACAGUGGUAUAUGCACAAAACAUUUUGGCAUGACAAGAGGCUGAAUAAAUAGCUAUUUUACUUAAAAA